UUAACCAACAUUCCAGGUUUCAUCAUGGUCGGCAUAGCCACAGGUGAUCGCAUCAGCUGUGGAAGGAGAGUGGAUGUUCAGUUCCAACCCGGAAGCUGCCUGAGUAUUUACAAGAGGCUGGGAGUGGACAUCUUGACCACGCCCACCACUUCCGGGAGAGAUGUGGAGGUUGGGCCACCAAGAAAGCGUUAUAUUCAGGCUUCCAAUCAAGCAGUAUUUCAAAACACAGGACCCAAUCGUACAAGUGGCAGAGUGGUGACAAAUGGGGUGGCAAAACCUCUGUUGAGCAAUGAACAAAUACAACAAUUCAUAACGUCCACAGUUCUUCCUAGUGGUCGCUCAGUCACCAGCACUGAGACAGUGAACCCUAAUGUCACCAAUUGUACUGUGUAUCCUUCUCAACCUGGGACUAGGAUACAACAACAGACUGAUUUCACAAAUGUGCAUCCAAAACUGACUUUAAAUGAGCUGAGAUCUGGACAGACCCUACCAUGGGUGUCCAUCCAGCAUCAGACCCAGGACAGGGGACUGCAAAGGCAAACAGAAUACAGUGUACAACAGCUAGCCAUAAACAGCCAGGGACACAUUCAUCCCUCAGACCAGACUACUUUUGCUGUCCAAAUUCUUAACCCGACUUUGACACAGGCAGAGCUUCAACAGCCAAUCUCUGCAAAUGAACUGAAUUUGGCCAGUUUUGGGGUCCAAGACUAUACUCCAACCAUUGUGACAGAUGAAUGGGUUAAUGGGACAACACUACAAAUUCCUACCAACAUCACCAAUGUUCCAUCAGUUACUGGAGUGUAUGAUCAGACCAUUCAUCUACCACAGCAAUCAGUCCAUGGAGUCAGUAGUAACUGUUACUACAAUGGUGUACACUCACCUGUGGUAACACCCACACCUAAUGUGACAACACCUGGACCAUCAGCUGAGUAUCCCCAGAGGUCUUCUGCUAAGCUUAAAUCAUGGAGUCUUCAACCACAGAGUGUACCUGCAUUUGUGGCACCAGUUGAAGCACAAACAAAAUCUAAACCCAAAAAGUCAAAGGAAAAGAUUCCUAAAACUGUUUCUCAGGGACAGUAUGUUAGUGCAGACAAAAAUUUGACUUCCAAAAGCUCAAUGGCCAAAGGGAGUAGAAAACUGGAGAAAAACAAUGCAAAACCCAUGCAGCAAUCAGUUGGAAAGCCAGUGGAUGUAACUUUGCACCAGACUGAGAAUUCUGUACAAACUUCUUUAGCUCAGAAAGGUGGCAAGAAGGGAGUCAAGCGCAUUGUUGUUCCACCAAAGGCUCAGACAGAUUCAGUGGAAUAUCCUCCAUAUGUGGCCAGAAUUAUGAGGAUCCUGAACAGGCAAAAACAGGGUCAGGUGGAAUCUGCCGAUGAUAAAAAGGAAACAGAAUCUGAUGUUUUCACAUCCAAACAAAUGACUUCUGUUGGUAAAAAAGAUACGGGCAGAUCUGAUUCUACUCCUAAACAGGCUACUACUGCUACUGUCCAAAAAGCAACCAACACUGUGGACUCGAGCCCUAAAAAAGCAACCGACACUAUGGACUCAAGCCCUAAACGGGGUGUUGUAGCUAGAACUCCAGUGUCAUCAAAGCAGUCUGUACUAGAAAUGAAGUUUCAGCAAAAGUCCUUGUCUAGUAGUGCUGAACGGAAGGUUAUUGAGAAAUGUAGCCAGUUGAAAUAUGGGUCCAAACAAGAGCCAAUGUCUAUCAAAAAGACACUCCCAGAGGACUACAGACCAGUGGUUAACACAGCCCUGUUACUAGAUGACUUACCACCUGACAGUGUUACUCUGUUAGAAGCAGACAGUUUCUAUGGACCAGAGAUUCUUGUCACUUCUGGCUCUCACUGCUUUGUGGCUUCUGUACCUUUCUUUUGAAUGGAAGACACAGACUUUUGAAUAUUAUUGGAGAUGUUGCUGAUAUUCAGUGAUGGGACUUUAUUAGUGAACCAUAGUGAACUUUAACCACAGUCUUUCAUUGCCGUUAAAUUUCUGCAAUUUUCUUUUUGAUUGAUUUUUAUUUCUGGAUAGAACUUUUGACUAUUUUUAUACUUUCUUAGCAGACAUGGAUUAUAGAAUUUCCAUGAUAUUCGUUAAAACUUUUAGAUAAGAAGUUGAACAUAUGAGCUAUUAUUUCAGUAUCAUAAUUAUUCAUUACUACGUGCCA
This is a messenger RNA of Saccostrea cuccullata (small rock oyster), 2170 nucleotides long. RefSeq lists its product as uncharacterized. The record is from RefSeq and is a predicted model, not a curated record. The transcript is spliced from 12 exons. The annotation marks the transcript as partial. NCBI's taxonomy places the organism in Eukaryota, Metazoa, Mollusca, Bivalvia, Ostreida, Ostreidae.